Molecule: messenger RNA, 3660 nt
Organism: Cryptococcus wingfieldii CBS 7118
Lineage: Eukaryota; Fungi; Basidiomycota; Tremellomycetes; Tremellales; Cryptococcaceae
Product: CAMK/CAMKL protein kinase
Exons: 7
Coding region: 1-3660 (1219 amino acids)
Biological process (GO): peptidyl-serine phosphorylation; autophagy
Cellular component (GO): cytoplasm
Molecular function (GO): ATP binding; protein serine/threonine kinase activity
Source: RefSeq, a predicted model, not a curated record
AUGGCCCAGCCCGCACUCCGUAAAUCCAAAUCCAACCUCCGCCAGAGACUAGGUCUCACCUCUACCCGUGCCACUCACCUCUCCCCUAUCGCGUCAGCCGGCUCUACCAACCUCGCGUCUUCUACAUCCACCACCGCCUCUUCUGCCUCGCGCACAGACUCGCGCUCCGCCUUUACCUACGAUACCAGCUCUCCCAGCCCGCCUCUGAAACGUCCCGAGUUUGACACCAUUUCGUACAACAGUGCGAUGAGUGCUAGUAUUGGCGGGUUUACGGAGGAGGCGAGCGCGUCGAAUUUGACGUUGGUAUCGGAGGAGUCUGUUGUUGAGCAGACGUAUCAGACUCCUGCGCAAAACCUCCAAGCGCCUUCCCAGUACCCACCGCCAGGCGGGAACGAUACCCUCAACCCCAAUAUCGCCAGCGUCACCUCGGGUGCCGACGACAUUUUUUCUCUCACCGACCAACAACUGUCUGACCGUUUUACUUUUAUCAGUGAAAUCGGGUUUGGUAACUGGGGUAGUGUCUGGCUGUGUAAGCCCAAGCAUGCGAGAAGUAGCCAGCUCGAGCAAGGGGCGGUGGUGAGGCUUGGCAAGCAAGCUGCUGCUACUGGAGGAAGUGGAGCUGGAGGGAAGGUUGCUAUCAAGCUCGUUCACAGGAGUAAGACUGCGACUACCGCCGCUCGAGUCCGUGCUUUGUGGGGCGAGAUGAAGAUCAUUCGCUCGCUUCGACACGAGCCCCAUCCGAGCGUUAUCCAGUUUGAGGCUUUCGUCAUCACUCCCUCCUAUGCUCUCGUGAUCAUGCCUCACCUUUCGCAUCUUAUUCCCGUCUGUCUCCCGCCUUACCGCGCCACUCCCUACUUUCGCCAGCUUGCCUCUGCCGUCGGCUACCUCCACGAACGAGGAAUCACGCACAACGACAUCAAGCCCGCCAACGUCCUGCUCAGUCACAACGACGUUCCCGUCCUCGUCGACUUUGGCUUUGCGCAAAAGUGGGAUAUCGCCACGCGAGGCACUUUCCUCAGUAGUAUCAGCUGGGGUACGCCCGAGUAUCUCGACCCCCAGAGGGCGAAGGGUAUGCCCCAUGACGAACGUGCUUCGGAUGUUUGGUCACUUGGUAUCACCAUGUUUGAGAUCUUGAUCGGCAGAACGCCCUUUGAAGCCGACGACCAAGAGCAGUUCUCGACGCCUGAAGAGCUUGUCGUCUACUAUGAGCGUACCAAGGUCGGCCGAUGGGUCGGUGAAUGGAACAUGCCUCCCGAUAUAGAGGUCCUCCUUCAUAAGAUGAUCAACCCCGACCCGGCCUACCGUAUCACCGCUAUGGACGCGUACCACGACGAGUCUCUCCAGCCUUCUGCCCCCAGCGUCAUCAUUACUCCUCACUUUGUCCGCCAAGCUGCCAACUUUGAGGAAGAGCCUCUUCCUGCUCCUUCCGCCGAAGCUGUGGCCAAGGUCAAGAGGGACGAAGAGAAGAAGGAGAAGCGCAAGUCGAAGAAGAAGGUCAAGCCUACUCAGGCUUCCAAGGAGGCGCACUCUCGCUCUGUUACGCCUGCGCUCGGCGAGUCCAUCAAGCAGCACACCAGUAUCAGCAAGCCCAGGCGCGAAGUCAGUGACGGCAAGGAGAAUGAGCGAGUGCUUGUCGAGGUCGAGAAGAAGCAGAGCAAGCUUGUCAUCAAGAAAUUGCGUGAUGAAGAAUAUAAGGAUGACAAGAAUGUCGAGGAGGACCCCACUCCCACAAAGAUGUCCAAGCCUGCUCAGGCUCUCAAGGUCAAGGAACAUACCGUCUUUACCGACAAGAAGGUUGUACCCCGCACUUCCAACUCUCAGCUCACCAACCUCUCUCGUCCCAACUCGGCAGCCUCUGGCGCCAAGGAGCUUUCUCGAGCUACGUCUUCUCAGACUUUGAAAGACAAGCGCGCGUCUGGCCAGUCUUUCCUCUCUGGUAACAAGGAAGAUGCUGUGCUUCGUACUAUGCGCUCUUUGGAAGGUACUCGCAAGCUCUUUACCUCGCAGCAGAAGGAGAAGGCGCAGGAAGCUCUUGCUUCUAUCAAGCGACCUGCUCCUAGUCCUCCUCGGCCCAAGAGUCUGGACUCUGCUGUGGAGAAGGAGAAGAAGAUUGAUGAGCGAAGGAGUCUUGGUAUCGACCGCGCUUUGCUUCUGGGCGUCAAGGAGGAGGACAAAGAAAAGAAGGUUGCACAGAAGGAACCUCCCAUGUCGCCUCCUCGGGCACAGAUCUCCAACGCAUCUCGCAUGCCGACGCCUUCCCCUCAAAAGUCGAGAAGACAAAACAUCCGUCCUCAUGCCGAGCUCGACGCUACCACUGGCAAAAUCUUCCCCGCUUCUGACGACGAGUCGCCACUCUCAGAGCUGCGAGACAAGAUCAUUGUCUCUGAUCAAGAAAAGCUCGUCAGGUUCAGGCAAGCGUCUGGCGGUUUGGCCGACGCGGUGGAGACUCUCAGGUCGACUUCGCCUACUCCCAGGCCAUCUGCCGAGCCUUCUUCCUCUCGUGAACCUACGCCCACCCAGCGCCACAGUGCCGAGGUCAAGCCUACGCUGAGCCACCGCUCGUCCCGGGAGACAGUCAGGUCUAUGCCCAUCUUGUCUCGUACCAAGUCCAUCGAGGCUCUUACCAUGGACAGCCGACUUGACAAGAUGUCGUCUUGGAUCAAGAAUGUCGAGGCCAUCAUCGAAGAUGCUCGCAAAGCUGUUGCCGAGGGUCGCGAACCCGGCCUUCCUGUGCUCAGUCUUCCGACCGAGAUUACUGGCGAGCAAGAACACCGUUUCGGCGUCACUCCCGACAAGCCCAACGCCAUCCCCGCCCAUUUGCGUACGAGCUCUGUCCAGGUUGAGCCUUCAACUCCUCCUCAGUGGAUGACUUACACCGAGGCCGAAGAAAAGGUGAAGGCUGCGAAUGCUUGGAUGGAGGAGCAGGGCAGGAAGAAGAAGGAGAGACCUUCUGUCAACCACGUUCUCAAGCUGUUUGGUGGUGAGAAGGAAAAGGCUCCCGGGUCGAGGUCUGGUACGCCCGAACCUGGUCACUUUGUGGCCCUCAAGCCUCCAGCGCACGCCCUCCGAGGUGUUCCUUCGACCCCUGCUCUCCGCGGCGCUGCUACCAUCCGCCAGCCUUCCAAGGUGCCUCACCGCAAGUCCGAGUCCAACCUGCGCAACUUUAACACCAUGCCCGUCAUUCCCUCUCCUGCCAGCUUCCGUGCUGGGCCUCAGUACGACGCUGAUGCGGACGACGAUGACCUUGGUACAGAGUAUGUCUCUGACAGGCGGAUGAAGUAUGAGACUAUGCUCUCGAGCGACUCUAACGUCUCGAGGCAAGGCGAUGGGUGGACAGGUACUCUUCCCAGAAGAGAAGUCAAGCCUUCGUCUUCUAUGGCAUCGCUCCGUGAUCGUGCUAGGGCGUUGCUCGGCGACUCUUCGCGCCACCACGCGACCUACUCGGACGCCACAUACCCCACUCAAAAAGUCGAGAAGCGCUCAUCACGCUUGACGCUCCGUGGCGAGAAGAGGGAUAGCGAGAUCCCUGCCCGACCCAACACUCCGGCCGCGGCUAGUGUUAUGGGGGUGAAGACUGGUGCUUCUUCUGGUGCUCCUGCCGGUGAUAAAAAGAAGGGCUGGGUAAAGAGUUUGAAGGGGGCGAUGGGGAUGAAAAAGUAG